Exophiala bonariae is the source of this 864-nucleotide messenger RNA. RefSeq lists its product as uncharacterized. The transcript is spliced from 2 exons. The record is from RefSeq and is a predicted model, not a curated record. Gene Ontology annotation, cellular component: nucleolus. The coding region runs from base 1 to 864 and encodes 287 amino acids. Gene Ontology annotation, biological process: maturation of SSU-rRNA from tricistronic rRNA transcript (SSU-rRNA, 5.8S rRNA, LSU-rRNA). Lineage: Eukaryota; Fungi; Ascomycota; Eurotiomycetes; Chaetothyriales; Herpotrichiellaceae.
AUGUUGGGAAAGCGGAAAAGAGAGUUGGUCAUCGCGCCACGUCAAACACCACCAAAGUCUCCAAAACAAGAGGAAUCUGGCGAUGAUUCACCUUCCGGAAACAACGAUGUCUUCCGACGCUACUUUGAAUCUGCCUUUGAGCCACUUCCAUUUACUGAAACCGACACACUCAGUGCAUCUGAAGAUGAAGAACCAUCAGCACAACCAUCAGAUGAGGAAUCUGAUUGGGAGGGACUAUCAGAUCCAAUAACAGCAGUAUCUACUGUCCAAAUCGUUGAGCACAAAGUGGCUCAGCUGGAUGAUGCAGCAGACGACGAGCAACAACGUCAGCGGUAUAAAGAAUUCAUGACUUCGAAACCGCCCAGUCAAAAGAAGCAGGGCGCGAAAGGUGCCAUCCCCGGCAAGCGAAGCGAGCAAGAUGAUGACGAAUCUGAGGCAAUAAAUCUCAAACACGAUCUUGAUCUUCAAAGACUACUGAAAGAGUCUCAUCUAUUGGAACAGGCUAAAGCCUCAUCACUUCCAGGCACUCACCGUCAUAAAGCAGUCGAUAUGCGGAUGCAAGCAUUGGGAUCAAAAGAUUCACUCUUCACCCAGCAGAAGAUGCCUUUGUCCCACAGAAGAGGAAUUGCAGCCAAGGCGGUCUCUCAGGAAGCGCUACGAAGAAGGGAGGCCAAGGAGAGUGGAAUCGUUCUUGAAAAGGCUACAGGGAAGAACAAAUCGAGCGGAGUUCGCCGCGACCGUGGUGUUGAUGUACCUGCGGUGGGCAGGUUUCGAGGGGGAACCCUGAAGCUCAGCAAGAAUGAUGUUCUGGACAUCCGGGGAUCUGGCCAAAUUGGGAAGAGUCGAAAACGAGGCCGACGAUAA